Messenger RNA from Cyclospora cayetanensis, 1896 nucleotides. RefSeq lists its product as uncharacterized. Bases 1 to 1896 code for a protein of 631 amino acids. Gene Ontology annotation, molecular function: cyclin-dependent protein serine/threonine kinase regulator activity. The record is from RefSeq and is a predicted model, not a curated record. NCBI's taxonomy places the organism in Eukaryota, Apicomplexa, Conoidasida, Eucoccidiorida, Eimeriidae. The transcript is spliced from 6 exons.
AUGGACGCCGUUCCAUCUACUCGCAUGCCGUCAGGGUGUCCGGCUAUAUCUGAAGGUCCCCGAAAUUUCCUUGAUUCUCUUCCUUCUCCGAUAGCCCCUGCACCUCCCGGUAGCUUGGGUUAUGUGAUCACCAAGGAGCAUGUCGAGGAGAUGCGACGGAUGGAGCGUCUGUGUGAGGCGAAGGAAGAGCAGCUUCACAGAGAGUACAAGCCUAUUUUUCUUCCAGUGGAUGCAUAUUUGAGCAAGGAGAUCAACUGUGAACUCAUCAAUGUGGAUAUACGCAGCUAUCCGUGGAAAAAUACGCCUUUUGGCGAUGUUUAUUACUCGCCUCGCUAUAGCGACGAUCGCUAUGUAUACCGGCACGUGCUGCUGACGAAUGGAGUCAGGAAGGAAGCGGAAAGGGUGGCAGCGACUGUUCCAGGGGGACUCCUCACGGAGGAGGUUUUCGUGCAUUAUUUGGGCAUCGUUCUGUCCAGCGGAUGGUCGCACUUCAUGCUUUUCAACAAGCAGUUCAAGGAACUCAUCCUCAGGCGUCCCAAGGAAGCGGAAGCUCCAACGACUGGAGAGGAAGCUACGAGGAUCCGAGACGGCGCUCCUGGACCGAAUGACGAGAUUGAUUCGGACAGCGGGGACGACGAAGGGCAGCGCGCCGCCAUAGCGGCGCUCCGACGGACGGGCAGUGCGGCAACGCUUGAGAUGCACCACACGGGUUCAGCGGAAAAAGAAAACGUCGCAGAGAUAACGCAUGCAGGUGCUGCGAAUAUUCCGACAAAGGACGACGCAAGCAAAGCCGCAAACGGCGCUGCUUCCGCAGUUGAUCUAGAGAAGGAGAAUCCCAGCCGAGCCGGUGGCCUCAAGGCCGCCGCCCCCGCCAGGCCCCCCAGCGACACUGCACAAGUCAGUGAUUCUGUGAGGCUACAAGUGCGAAGGAGAACAGCCCUAGGGCAUCGAGCGGCUUUGCACAGCGCGACUGCGCCACUGCAGCUGCCGAAAGGAGGCCGCGGCGAUGGAGUGCAGGACGCCGCUAAGGCCGCGGCAAAGCCGCGAGGAGGACGCACGGGUGUCCGUCGUAAAGAUCCCACUUUGCAGCCACGCGGAGGGGCAGAAGCGGCACAGAAAACUGCUUUCGGAGAUUUGAACGCAGAGGAAGACAACUCCGAGAACGCUUCUACAGGCAGUUUGGUGGCGCUGAGCAACGGUGCUGCCGCGCGGAAAGCGGCUGUCAUGAGUGCAGGCGAAAUCUCGCGACCGCUGCCCAAAUCGGGGAUCCGAAGAGGUCUUGCAGCAGAAGCUGCAAAAGCUGAUGCAGACGCCGUCCGAACAAGCGGACGGUUGGAAGAGAAAGCUGCAAAUGCACGAAGUCUCGCCGCUAAGAGACGCCUUGAGGGAGGAACGGCGGCACCCGAAUUGCCCAGAGGCCGCAAGCGGGAUUCAAAAGUACCAAAUAACGUCAAAUCCGGGCCAGAGGGGGCCCUGCAAUAUGUACAUUGGGCAGGGAGAGGGCGCUCGGGGCGAACUGCUCCGCCUAUCGCAGAGAUACAGAAACGCAUGCCUAUUGGUUUAAAUGCGUAUAUGUGCAACCUGUGCUCUGUUGCAUCUCGUGUUCAUCGUGCGCUCCCUAUAGCAGUGAGGCUUCGCUUCGUACCACCUCCUGCAGCCCUUUAUUCAAGCUUUCUGCACGCUCCAGCACUUGGAUGCAGAAAGAAACCGAAUAAGUAUCAGGGCCGUAGGAUCGUUGAGAUCCUUGGCCACAAUAGUGGGAAACAAUUCCAAAAUGCAAAGCAACAAGAGGGAUUUCAACAAACUCGAUCACUUUAUAUUGGCAUAGAUGCCCUACUCUAUCUGGAAUAUGUGCGUGUACCGUUUAGCUUCAGAAGCCUCUAUGCGGAAGGAUAA